Euleptes europaea (tarantolino) is the source of this 657-nucleotide messenger RNA. RefSeq names its product somatotropin-like. Gene Ontology annotation, molecular function: hormone activity; growth hormone receptor binding. Gene Ontology annotation, biological process: positive regulation of growth; growth hormone receptor signaling pathway; animal organ development. Gene Ontology annotation, cellular component: extracellular region. Bases 1 to 657 code for a protein of 218 amino acids. The record is from RefSeq and is a predicted model, not a curated record. The transcript has 5 exons. NCBI's taxonomy places the organism in Eukaryota, Metazoa, Chordata, Lepidosauria, Squamata, Sphaerodactylidae.
AUGGCUGCAGGAUCCAGCCGUCCUCCUCAGUUUGUCCUUGCUUUGGUCAUCCUGGUCCUGCAAUGGCCGGAGGGAGCCGUCACCUUCCACACCAUGCCCCUCUCCAGCCUCUUUGCCAGUGCAAUCCUGCGAGCUCAGCAUCUGUACUUGCUCGCUGCCGGUACUUUCAAAGAGUUUGAACGGUCCUACAUCCCAGAAGACCAGCGGAACUCCAACAGGAACACCCAGUCAGAUGUCUGCUACUCCGAAACCAUCAUGGCACCCAUGGGGAAGGACGAUGCUCAGCAAAAGUCGGACAUAGAGCUGCUCAGGUUUUCACUCACCUUCAUUCAAUCGUGGCUCAGCCCAAUGCGGUUCAUAAGCAGGGCGUUCACUAACAAUCUAGUCUUUGGGACUUCGGAUAGAGUCUAUGAAAAACUCCAAGACUUGGAAGAAGGUAUUCGGGUUCUCAUGCGGGAGGUGGGGGAUGGGAGCUCCCAGGGCCCUCCUCUCCUUAUGCCCAGCUAUGACAAGUUUGAUGCCAACCUCCAGAACGAAGCCUCUCUGAUGAAAAACUACGGCCUUCUGUCCUGCUUCAAGAAGGACCUGCACAAAGUGGAGACCUACCUGAGAGUCAUUAAAUGCCGGCGUUUUGGGGAAAUUAACUGCACCUUCUGA